AUGUACGAGGUGCGGCCCGACGAGGUCGCCUGGAUCCGGCGCAUGCUCACCUACAACUGCAUCGGCGGCAAGAUGAAUCGGGGCUUGAUGGUCGUCGAGACGGGCGUCGUGCUCUUCGAGGCCCAGGGCAAGCCCGUGACGAACGACGACCUGUGCCGCUUCGCCGUGCUCGGCUGGAUCAUCGAGAUGCUCCAGGCCUGGCUAUUGGUGGCGGACGACAUGAUGGACUCGUCGCUGACGCGGCGCGGCCAGCCGUGCUGGUACAAGGUCGACGGCGUGGGCCCCAUGGCGCUCAACGACGCCUUCCUCAUCGAGAUGGUCAUGUUCAAGGUGCUCAAGCGCCACUUCGGCGACGCGCCGGAGUACGCGAAGCUGUUGGACCUGCUCAUGGAGACGACGCUCCAGACGGAGCUCGGGCCAGCUCUUGGACCUCCAUUCACGCUGGACCGCUGGACCAUGAUCGUCAAGUACAAGACGGCCUUCUACUCCUUCUACCUCCCCGUGGCCAUGGGCAUGACCAUGGCGGGCAUCGACGACCGGGCCGAAUACGACGCCGCGCGCGAGAUCCUGGUCAUCAUGGGCGUCUACUUCCAGGCCCAGGACGACUACCUCGACGCCUUCGGGACGCCGGAGCAGAUCGGCAAGAUCGGCACGGACAUCCAGGACAAGAAGUGCGGCUGGCUCUUCGUCAACGCGUACCACGGCAUGGUCGACGCCGCGGGCAAGAAGCUCCUCGACGGCCACUACGGCAAGUGCAAGGUCGGCUCGAAAGAGGAGAAGAAGAUCAAGCAGCUCUACAAGGACAUCGACCUCGAGCAGCUCUACAAGGACUACGAGCAGAAGUCCUACGACGACAUCAUGAAGCUCGAGGGCACGUGCAAGCAGGUCCCCUGGGCCGUCUUCGAGAUCUUCCUCAAGAAGAUCUUCAAGCGCUCCAAGUGA
This is a messenger RNA of Aureococcus anophagefferens, 942 nucleotides long. RefSeq lists its product as hypothetical. Gene Ontology annotation, molecular function: (2E,6E)-farnesyl diphosphate synthase activity; dimethylallyltranstransferase activity. Gene Ontology annotation, cellular component: cytoplasm. Bases 1 to 942 code for a protein of 313 amino acids. The record is from RefSeq and is a predicted model, not a curated record. Lineage: Eukaryota; Pelagophyceae; Pelagomonadales; Pelagomonadaceae. Gene Ontology annotation, biological process: trans, trans-farnesyl diphosphate biosynthetic process. The transcript is spliced from 2 exons.